Molecule: messenger RNA, 1305 nt
Organism: Rodentolepis nana
Lineage: Eukaryota; Metazoa; Platyhelminthes; Cestoda; Cyclophyllidea; Hymenolepididae
Source: the annotation of a GenBank genome assembly
AUGAGCAUCCUGCAGAAGAUUGCUGAGAUUGAGGCCGAGAUGGCCCGUACGCAAAAAAAUAAAGCGACUAUGGGUCAUAUCGGUCUUCUCAAAGCUCGUUUGGCGAAGCUUCGUCGAGAGCUCAUUGAGCCAAAAGGAGGUGGCGGUGGUGGCGGCGGCGAAGGCUUUGAUGUCGCCAAAACUGGUGAUGCUCGCGUCGGUUUUGUCGGUUUCCCUUCUGUAGGCAAAUCCACACUUCUAACCAACUUAGCCGGUGUCUAUUCUGAAGUUGCCGCCUAUGAAUUCACCACCCUUACAACGGUUCCUGGUGUUAUUCGUUAUAAGGGAGCUAAAAUUCAACUUCUUGAUUUGCCUGGUAUUAUCGAAGGUGCUAAAGACGGAAAGGGUCGUGGCAAACAGGUUAUUGCUGUUGCCAGAACCUGCUCUUUGAUUUUGAUGGUUUUGGAUGUUCUAAAACCGCUCCAACACAAACGUCUAUUGGAGCACGAAUUGGAGGGCUUCGGUAUUCGGCUGAACAAGCAGCCUCCAAAUAUCUCCUUCCGCAAGAAGGACAAAGGUGGCAUUAACUUUCAAUCACUUGUACCACUCACUGAGUUGGACAAGGAGACAGUUAAAACAAUUCUCAACGAAUAUAAAAUCCAUAAUGCCGAUGUCACCUUUAAAUGUGAUGCUUCAGCAGAAGAUUUGAUUGAUGUUAUUGAGGGAAAUCGAGUCUACAUACCCUGCAUUUAUGUUCUCAACAAAAUCGACCAAAUCUCGAUCGAAGAACUCGACAUAAUUUGCAAAGUGCCACAUUGCGUUCCAAUCUCAGCCCAUCACAAGUGGAACUUUGACGAGCUGCUGGAGAAGAUGUGGGAUUAUCUAAGCCUUAUUCGAAUUUACACUAAACCAAAGGGUCAACUACCUGAUUACUCAUCUCCGGUUAUUCUCAAAUCCUUUGCCCAUACUAUUGAGGAUUUCUGUAAUAAGAUUCAUCGAAGCAUUAUCAAGGAAUUUAAAUACGCGAUUGUUUGGGGUUCAUCAGUAAAACAUCAACCACAGAGAGUCGGAAAGGAUCACGUUGUCGACGACGAAGACGUCGUUCAGAUUGUCAAAAGAGAAGAACGGGAGGCUUGUUGGCAGGCUCGGGAUGCCUUUUGGUCUUGUAUCAAAGAGGCUUACGCAGAUGUCACGAAAGUUCCGGAUGAACCCGAGGAGACCCUGAAGGUUCCCCAGUGUCGGUCCUUACGGAAAACGUAUGAGAGUUUAUGUCCUGGUGCCUGGUGGCUUGUAAAUGUCUCGGUCUGCUCUAGGAAGCUGGCCUAA